Molecule: messenger RNA, 2314 nt
Organism: Bicyclus anynana (squinting bush brown)
Lineage: Eukaryota; Metazoa; Arthropoda; Insecta; Lepidoptera; Nymphalidae
Product: cuticle protein 16.5-like
Exons: 2
Coding region: 1496-2266 (256 amino acids)
Source: RefSeq, a predicted model, not a curated record
CAAAAGUAACGGCGGGUCGAAAGUAACAAAUGCUCUGAAAGUAUAUCCAACAAUCAAACACCGCGUCGAUGUCGUAAGUUAACAGCGGGGCGGUACUCCCCUUCCUUGCGUUGAGUCGCCACGCGCACCUCGCGCUGCUAGGUUAUGUGAGAAGACGCUUUGUGAUUUCGCACAUCAGACGAUCGUCUAUUACUGAUCGGCCUCUACAAAUAAACAGUGAAAUUCCAUCUAAUGAUGACGACGAUAAUGACGUGUUGAAUACUUUUGAUGCAACAACCACCGCCUAAGUUUAUCCAGACACUCCAGUUGAUAAUCUUCCAGCGUCGAGUGACCAAAUUAUCGAGCAUACAGUAAGCAAUGAUUUGUCAAAUAUAGUAUCAUCUAAUCAAUGAUCCAAUUCGCCUACACCAGGACCUAGCGGGUUACAGCAAGCAAAUUCUUUUCAGAUAUUUGAUUUAACACCUAAAGAUUUGAGACCCUUACCACAAGCAGGUCGCAGGAGAGCAAAAAAGAGAGGCGUAAAAAACGUAAGACAGCAAUAUUGACGUAUACGCCCGAAAAAAAACGUAAUUGAGGAAGAACACCUAGAAAGAAUUAAAGCUAAGAGAAGGGUUUUACCAUCUGUUACUGGAAAUGGCAAGAAAAAGUUACGAAAAAGGUAAAGAAAUAUCUACGAAAGGCAAGAGAAAAGGAAAAAGACAAAGAAGGCAGCUUAAGAGAAGAAAAACAAUUCAGACGACGAAGAUUGCUAUUGUCUCGUUUGUUUAGAACCCUUUGGCAAUAGCCAGCCAAGUUAACAGUGGGUUCAAUGUAUCUCGUGCAAAAUGUGGUCACACGCCGAAUGUGUCGAUGAUGAUGCUAAUUAUAUGUGUCACAAUUGUAAGCCUGAAUAAAAUAAGGCAGAUUAUAAAUAUAAUUACAUAAAGUUAAAAAAAUACUGAUCAUUACUAGAAGAGAUAAUAAUCUGAUUUGCUUUCUUAAAAUGUUUUUUUUUUAGUUUUUAAGCGUUUUGAAUGCAAGUUCUUUGAAUACAUAGACUUUGAAUAAAUAAUAUGUUGAUUUAGUAUGUCAUAUUGAUUUUUUUACAAACCCUUUUGGCCUGUUACUUUUGACCCACAAUGUGUUACUUUCGUCCUGCCUACGUGGUCGAAAGUAACAACUUCCCAUUUUUUUUCGAGUCUUUGUGAUUCAUAUCAAAUGACCAAUAAAAAGCAAAAUUGACAUACCGAUAUAAAGACCAUAAAUGGAAUGUUUAAAUGGUUUUAUUCAUUUCUAUAAAAUAGUCACCCAUAACCAGAAAUCAAUGUAAAUGUUCAAAAUGUUACUUUUGUACCCGGUCUCCCCUACAUAUUCUACCCUUGUGGAUGUUAUUUUUCCGAGUAUGAUGUUUGAUAACGGUUCGAUUGCAUAGUAGGUACUUGCCCAACGUCAAGGCGAUAUUUGGUACGCACUGUAACAAGUUCAAAUCAUAUAUAAGAUAGAACCAGCUAGGGACAUGCAUCAGUUACUUUUGGAACUAACAACAACACAGACCACAAUGUUCAAGCUGGUGGUGUUGUCUGCUGCGCUCGCUGUAGCGUCCGCUAGCCCCAGCGGUCUCCUGGGACUGGGAGGCCUGAUCUCCCCAUGGAACGCCGCCAUCGCCGCGCCGCUGGCUGCUCCGAUAGCUUCGCCGCUAGCGCUGUCUCUCGCUGCGCCCCUCGCCGCUGCGCCCCUCGCAGCUCUGGCGCCCAUCGGCGCGCCCAACUACAGAGGCCCGCUGUCUCUGGCUCCCGGCCAGCCCGCCAACAUCUUGGGCGCUGACGGCAGGCCCCUGGACACCCUCAGCGUAAACCUGGACCGUGCGGCUCACCUCACCGCCAAGGCUAUUGAAGGCAGCGGUCACUUGCUCAAGAAGAGGUCCAUCGGCGCUCCCUUGGCGUUGGCUGCUCCAUUAGCCGCCGGUCCUCUGGUCGCCUCAUCGUUAGCCGCUUCUCCUUUGAUCGCUUCUCCGUUAGCCGCUUCUCCUUUGAUCGCGUCUCCGUUGGCCGCUGCCCGUUUGGCCGCGUCUCCUUUGGCCGCCGCUAACUUGGCUGCAGCCCAGUUGGCCGGUGCUGGUGUGAUUGCUGCUCCUGGUCUCGCUCUAUCCGCCCCUGGACUUGCUCUAUCUGCCCCUGGACUUGCUCUAUCUGCUCCUGGACUUGCUCUGCCUGCUCCUGGCCUUGCUCUGUCUGCUCCCCUCGGUAUCGCCUCACCUUUAGGUUUAGGUCAAGUGUUACUCAAAUGAAAUCCUCUAGACAAUUUGCGAUUAUCUAAUUAAAAUGACUUAUCUAUA